CAGCCAUACAACGUCGGUGUUUCUGCAGGUGCUAGACGCGGUGGUGCAUUGGUGUAAUAAGAGUCUAAAAUAAAUAUUUAAAGAUGGCUUCAGCUACAGCUACCUAUGGACAGAAGGAGUCCUCAGACCAGAACUUUGACUACAUGUUCAAGAUCCUCAUCAUUGGAAACAGCAGCGUGGGCAAGACCAGCUUUCUGUUCCGCUACGCUGACGACUCCUUCACGCCGGCCUUCGUCAGCACGGUGGGUAUCGACUUCAAGGUGAAGACCAUCUACAGGAAUGACAAGAGGAUCAAGCUACAGAUCUGGGAUACGGCAGGGCAGGAGAGGUACAGGACUAUCACCACCGCUUACUACCGCGGAGCCAUGGGCUUCAUCCUCAUGUAUGACAUCACCAAUGAGGAGUCCUUUAACGCUGUGCAGGACUGGUCAACCCAGAUCAAGACUUACUCUUGGGACAACGCGCAGGUCCUGCUGGUGGGAAACAAGUGUGACAUGGAGGACGAGAGGGUGGUGGCAGCAGACCGGGGUAGGCAGCUCUCUGAACACUUGGGGUUCGAGUUCUUUGAGGCCAGUGCCAAGGACAACAUCAAUGUGAAGCAGACGUUCGAGCGGUUGGUAGACAUCAUCUGCGAAAAGAUGUCUGAGAGCUUGGACGCCGCCGACCCGGCCAUCACAGGGGCCAAACAAGGGCCCCAGCUUACCGAGCAGCCCGCAGCCCCCCAACAGGACUGUGCAUGCUAAAGCUUAACGACCCCCCACAUCAACCCAUCCUCAGGUCCCCUCACCCUCACUACACCCACUCACCCAUCUCCCCCCGAAUGAACAUAUCAUUCCAUAUGGGUGAAUGCGUGAAGUUCACUCUGUUUUUCCCAUGAUCCUCUUGUGCCCUCUGCACCCUUUACUCUGGUUGUCACUAGUUACCACAGACACAAAGUCAUAAUUAUGGCUAAACCCCACUUAUUUCUACAAUGCAAAUUCUUCAAAUCUGAUUUUUAACCUAACCUUAACCACACUGCUAACCUUAUGCUUAACUCAAACCUUAAAUUAAGACCAAAAAGCUAUUUUUUUAAAUCAUACAUUUUAUUAGCCAAUAUUGUCUUUGUGACUGUGGUAACUAAAUCAAAUCUAAUUUUAUUUGUCACAUGCGCCGAAAAUGGGUGUAGACUUUAUAGUAAAUGCUUACUUACAAGCCCUUAACCAACAAUGCAGUACAAAAAAAUACAUAAAAAAAGAAGAAAUUAAAGUAACAAAUAAUUAAAGAGCAGCAGUAAAAUAACAAUAACAAGGCUGUAUACAGGGGGUACCCGUAAAGAGUCAAUGUGCGGGGGCACCGGUUAGUCGAGGUAAUUGAGGCAAUAUGUACAUGUAGGUAGAGUUAUUAAAUUAUUAAAGUGAAUAUGCAUGGAUAAUAACAAAGAGUUAUGGGGGGGGGAGGCAAUGCAAAUAGUCUGGAUAGCCAUUUGAUGAGAUGUUCUGGGAUAUUAUGGCUUUGGGGUAGAAGCUGUUUAGAAGCCUCUUGGACCUAGACUUGACACUCCAGUACUGCUUGCUGUGCGGUAGCAGAGAGAACAGUCUAUGACUAGGGUGGCUGAAGUCUUUGACAGUUUUUAGGGUCUGCCUCUGACACCGCCUGGUAUAGAAGUCCUGGAUGGCAGGAAGUUUGGCCCCAGUGAUAUACUGGGCCGUACGCACUACCUUCUGUAGUGCCUUGCGGUCGCAUGCCGAGCAGUUGCCAUACCAGGCCGUGAUGCUCUCGAUGGUGCAGCUAUAGAACCUUUUGAGGAUCUGAGGACCCAUGCCAAAUCUUUUCAGUCACCUGAGGGAAUAGGUUUUGUGCCCUGUUCACAACUGUCUUGGUAUGCUUGGACCAUGUUAGUUUGUUGUUGAUGUGGACACCAAGGAACUCUCAACCUGCUCCACUACAGCCCCUGAGAAUGAGGGCAAGCUCAGUCCUCCUUUUCCUGUAGUCCACAAUCAUCUCCUUUGUCUUGAUCACGUUGAGGGAGAGGUUGUUGUCCUGGCACCACACGGUCAGGUCUCUGACCUCCUCCCUAUAGGCUGUCUUGUUGUUGUCAGUGAUCAGGCCUACCACUGUUGUGUCAUCGGCAAACUUAAUGAUGGUGUUGGAGUCGUGCCUGGCUGUGCAGUCAUGAGUGAACAGCGAGAACAGGAGGGGAUUGAGCACGCACCCCUGAGAGGCUCCCGUGUUGAGGAUCAGCGAGGCAGAUGUGUUGUUACCUACCCUUACCACCUGGGGGCGGCCCAUCGAAGUCCAGGAUCCAGUUGCAGAGGGAGGUGUUUAGUCCCAGGGCCCUUAGCUUAGUGUUGAGCUUUGAGAGCACCUUUGUGUUGAACGCUGAGCUGUAGUCAAUGAAUAGCAUUCUCACAUAGGUGUUCCUUUUGUCUUGGUGGGAAAGGGCAGUGUGGAGUGCAAUAGAGAUUGCAUAAUCUGUGGAUCUGUUAGGGUGGUAUGCAAAUUGGAGUGCGUCUAGGGUUUCUGGGAUGAUGGUGUUGAUUUGAGCCACGAACAGCCUUUCAAAGCACUUCAUGGCUACAGACGUGAGCACUAUGGGUCGGUUGUCAUUUAGGCAGGUUACCUUAGUGUUCGUGGGCACAGGGACUAUGGUGGUCUGCUUGAAUCAUGUUGGUAUUACAGUCUCUGACAGGGAGAGGUUGAAAAUGUCAGUAAAGACACUUGUCAGUUGGUCAGCGCAUGCUCUGAGUACAUGUCUUGGUAAUCCGCCUGGCCCUGCAGCCUUACGAAUGUUAACCUGUUUUAAAGGUCUUACUCACAUUGGCUGCGGAGAGCAUGAUCACACAUUCGUCCGGAACAGCUGAUGCUCUCAUGCAUGUUUCAGUGUUACUUGCCUCGAAGCGAGCAUAGAAGUUAUUUAGCUUGUCUGGUAGGCUCAUGUCACUGGGCAGCUCUCGGCUGUUCUUCCCUUUGUAGUCUGUAAUAAUUUGCAAACCCUGCCACAUCUGAUGAGCAUCGGAGCCGGUGUAGUACGAUUCGAUCUUUGUCCUGUAUUGAUGCUUUGCCUGUUUGAUGGUUUGUCGGAGGGCAUAGCGGGAUUUCUUAUAAGCACUGCAUUAAAAUCCCCGGCCACUAGCAGCGCUGCCUCUGGAUGAGCGUUUUCCUGUUUGCUUAUGGUGGAAUACAGCUCAUUGAGUGCGGUCUUAGUGCCAUCAUUUGUCUGUGGUGGUAUGUAGACAGCUAUGAAAAAUUCAGAUGAAAACUCUAGGUAGAUAGUGUUGUCCACAGCUUAUCAUGAGAUACUCUACCUCAGGCGAGCAAAACCUUAAGACUUUCUUAGAUAUUGUGCACCAGCUGUUGUUUACAAAUAUACAUACAUCGCCACCCCUUGUCUUACCAGAGGCUGCUGUUCUAUCCUGCUGAUACAGUGUAAAAUCCGCCAGCUGUAUGUUAUUUAUGUCGUCGUUCAGCCACGACUCGGUGAAACACAAGAUAUUACCAUUUUUAAUGUCCCGUUGGUAGUUUAAUCUUGCUCGUAGGUCAUCGAUUUUAUUUUCCAAUGAUUGCAUGUUGGCCAAUAGAAUGGAUGACAGUGACAACUAGUGACAACUCUUUAUUCUUCUCCUGAUUGUAGUCAUGAUGGAGUUCUCUAUCCAGAGUCUGUCCCAAAUCCUUAUCAUUGUUUGCCUUUUUUUCUCUCAGACUAAUGCUUUUCUGAUAUCAGCCUUUGUUGGGGACUGAUGGGAAUGCCAUAUUAAACUAUGUGUUGUCAUAAAAAGGUCAAUAAUUUGGAAACAUUGUGUUGAUAUUGAAGCCUAGUACAUAUAUACUGAUCUUGUCCCUCCUCUCUGUGCGAAAUAUAAGUAAACAUAUUUAAUUUACAUCAGUCAUUGUUUUUUGUUGUUGUGUGUAUUUAUUAGAAUCCCCAAAAAGCUGCUGCUGAGGCAGAGGCUCCUCUUCCUGGCCUUCAAAAAGGAAACAACAGAUUUUUUAACACCAUUCCUUAUUCCAGUCUCAAAUUUUUGUCCAAUCAGCUUUUAUUUUUGUAUACUGGUACCUCUUUCUUUUUUAAAGCUUUUCGUACAUAAAAAAACCUGUAAGGGAAUAACGAACAAAUUAUAGAUGAGUUAAAAAAAACAGAGACACCUCUUUAUUUAUUUUUGUUUUAAAUGUCUAUGUAAAUAAUGUGCAGUACAAGAUAUCUAUGGUAUACAUUUCAAAAAAUGUAUUUUUCUUUUAGUAUAAAGAAAAUAUCUAUGAAGAUGUAUCAAAAAUGAGAGAUCAAUGUUGUAUAUUUUCUCUGGAUCCAUUUAUAUAUUGUUUAAUUAAUUUCAUUGUCACCCCCCUUUAGCCCAUUUAGACAGAACUUCUCAGCUCCUACUAGCCCCUCAGAUAUGUACAAAUACACUCACUAAUAGCAGUAAAGAUGAAUGCUAGUUUGCAUGGAAAAAGGCUGAAGCCACAAAAGCAGAGCAUACUAUAGCUGCAGUGUGUCAGCAUCGUUCACCGUUUACAUCUGUUUCAAUUAUUUUGUUUCAAAUAUUUGGGAGAAAUAAUGAAUUGCAGUGUGCAUGUUACAUCAGAGGCAAUACUGGCCUCCAUAUGACUUGAAAUAGGCUAAAUGAGACUGCACAAGUGAGAUAAGAUUAAAAAGAAAAAUCAUACUAUCACACAUCCUGUACAAUAACAUAGGUUUAAAAAAAUAAAAAAAGCUAUUUAGUAAACUUUCAUUUAGGGACGAAAAAUAUGAAUGACCUUUUGCCUCUUGUCUGUGAAUUGGUUAUUCAGUCCAAGGUCUCACUCCAGGCACGUUUCCAUCUAAAUGAGAGAAUAUAUUACUAAUUGUAUGUGAUCAAAACCACUAUCUCCCUUAAGCCUUUCAUUAUAUUAUACCAAUGGUUGUUUCAAUGGCCUUUACUAGAGAACGGAUGAGUGCGAAACAGUCACACAGGUAGAUCAGUCUUUCAAUCAUCCUCAAUAGAUGAAGAGGUCAAAUUUAUACUUCAUUGAGUCCCACCAAAGUUUUGAUGUGGGACGAUAAUGAUAAUUGUGUAACACUAAUAAUAGAAUAAUACUACUGUAGUAACAAUUACAAUAACAACAGUAUCGGAUCAUCGUGAACUUGAGUACCUUGCAGUUCAGUAUACAUUUUCACCAAUUUUCUAUACCACAUGGCUGUGAGUUCUCAGUAGUAUCCAGAGAUCCCCCCUCUGUAAACUGUCCUCCUCCUUUCUGAUGCGGUCUUCCUUUCUAUGAAACAAACUGUAAAUACAUUUUAGUUACAGUAUAUAUGUUUAAUGUGUGGAUUGCGUUGUAUUGACUCCAGGCUUGCAAAACAAAAAGGGAAAAAAAGCUGUAACUUUCGUUAUUACAAAGCAAUACAAUACAAAUAGCAAUUCCGUACUUAAUGAUUAAUAUAUUUAUUAUUUUUAAAGGUUUAGUACCUCAGGUUCAUUUGGAAAGUGUCGGGUCAGUUUGUCCUCAGUGCUAUUUCUAGGUAGUAUAGAACUGAAUUAGUGGAUUUAUUGCGUUUGUGGUGAGAAAUGUUGUAUCAGAGAUGGCACCAAAGUUACAAAAAAACAACAACUACAAACAUUUGACUUGAGUGUAAAUUUUGAAAAGUACUAUAAGAGUACUUCUUUGCUUAGAAGGCAACCUUGUGUUUCCAAACCGACCAAUAAGGUUUGCGUUGUCAUGAAGGUAUUGUAAUUUUAGAAAAAGACCCAAAGUGUUGCUUGUUUUUGGAAUUUAUUUAAUCGUUUUAUUUGUGUUCUUUUUUUAAAUUAUGCAUCCACCAAACACUGUUCUGGAAAGUACUGUUGACUUGGUUUACAUGUAUUUUUACUUUGUUUUUCAAUUGUGAGAAUACAACAACUAUUAUGCAGUAGUUUGUGUAAUAUAACAAAAAGGGAAUAUAGUGUCAAUGUUAAAUUGUGAACAUUACCAAAUCUACUGAACAUGUGGAAUUCAAUGACAAAAAUACAAGUUUGUGCUGUUACAA
Messenger RNA from Oncorhynchus masou masou (cherry salmon), 5977 nucleotides. RefSeq names its product ras-related protein Rab-3A-like. Lineage: Eukaryota; Metazoa; Chordata; Actinopteri; Salmoniformes; Salmonidae. The record is from RefSeq and is a predicted model, not a curated record. Gene Ontology annotation, biological process: regulation of synaptic vesicle fusion to presynaptic active zone membrane; maintenance of presynaptic active zone structure; regulation of exocytosis. Gene Ontology annotation, cellular component: synaptic vesicle; plasma membrane; synaptic vesicle membrane. Gene Ontology annotation, molecular function: GTP binding; GTPase activity; myosin V binding. Bases 84 to 743 code for a protein of 219 amino acids. The transcript has 5 exons.